AUGCACAACGGCGCCAUCCCCGACGAGCUCCUCCUCCUCGUCUUCGAGGCGAUCGCAACCCCUGCGCACACGGCCGACGAGUACGACGCCCGCCAGAAGACGCUCAGCGUCCUGUCGCGCGUCGCGCGGCGGUACUCGCGCCUCGCGCGCCCGCUCCUGUGGGAGGACCUGCGCAGCUCGCGCCGCGCGCACCUCGAGCGGCUCACGCGCGCCGAGGACCAGGACCGACAGGCGGUCGCGAGGGCGACCAGGCUGUUUCGUGUGUCGACGGCGGGCGCGAGGUCGGAUGAGGGCGAGCCGGUGUCGCCCAACGAGGGCGCAGAGGCGGCGAGGUGCUUUCCUGCCGUCGAGGAGAUCCGGAUCGAGUGCGUGCGGUCGGCGCUCGACUUGACGCUCUUGGGCGUCCACGUCGGCCUUCGCCGACUCGUCCUCACGAACGUCGACCUCGGCGAUUCGUCGCCCGUCCACCUCCCUCAGCUCGAGCAGCUCCGGCUCGAGCGCACCAUCAUCCCGUCCUCCCUCCUCACCGCCUGGCUCGACCCGUCGUACUUGCCGUCCGUCAAGGCGGUCCGUCUUGUCGCCCUCUACUCGGCCCUCCACGCCGGCGCACCCUCCCUCUCCUUCUCCCGCCCCUUCCUCGACCAGCUCGACAUCGUUCAGACACCGGGACUGUCCCUCGAGGUCCUGCAGGCGCACCACGACAGCGUCAACCCGCCGUUCCUCUUCGCGUCGAGCCUCGUGUCGCUCCUCCCGCGACACCUCAUCCUCGCCGCGCACCAGCUCGACGGCGCCGCGAGGGCGACGACGAUGCUCCGCAAGGUCGGCGCGCAACUCGAGCGUGCGGCCGGCGAGGAGGAGCGCGAUGAGGCGCAGCGGCACCCGCACGAGCGCGUGAUCCUCCUCCCGCGCUCGCUCGACGCGCUCGCGGCCGCCGACCGUCGUGUCGGCGAGGCAGUCGCCGUGUUCGUCGCGACGUGCAGCGUGCGACAGACGACGGUGCUGUGGCACGGCGAUGUCGACGGGCGGGAGAGCGAGCGCGACUUGGUCUGCGGCGAGUUUUGGCGGUGGGCGAGGGAGCUCAAGGAGAGACGGGCAGCGGACCUGUAG
Messenger RNA from Rhodotorula graminis WP1, 1107 nucleotides. RefSeq lists its product as uncharacterized. The coding region runs from base 1 to 1107 and encodes 368 amino acids. NCBI's taxonomy places the organism in Eukaryota, Fungi, Basidiomycota, Microbotryomycetes, Sporidiobolales, Sporidiobolaceae. The record is from RefSeq and is a predicted model, not a curated record. The transcript has 2 exons.